Molecule: messenger RNA, 1565 nt
Organism: Strongylocentrotus purpuratus (purple sea urchin)
Lineage: Eukaryota; Metazoa; Echinodermata; Echinoidea; Camarodonta; Strongylocentrotidae
Product: peroxisomal biogenesis factor 3
Exons: 12
Coding region: 115-1281 (388 amino acids)
Biological process (GO): protein import into peroxisome membrane
Cellular component (GO): peroxisomal membrane
Molecular function (GO): protein-macromolecule adaptor activity
Source: RefSeq, a predicted model, not a curated record
GAUCAAGGGUCUAAAUUCCGUCUGUUGUUUACAUACUGUUCACGCGAUUUUAAAUUCGGAGCUGGAAACAUUUCUGAACCUUUGAAGUUUGAGAGAAGGCACAUCUGAAGAAAAAUGCUGGGGAGCAUUUGGAACUUCGUGAAACGCCAUAGAAGAAAAUUCUUGGUUCUUGGUGCAGUUGCAGGAGGUGCAUCACUCCUUUACAAGUAUGCUGAGUGGAAGUUGAAGGAAUGGAGAGAGACAGAAGAAGCAGAAUGUCUCGCAAUGGCUCGCAGAGCGCACCAUUUCGAGAGCAACCAGCGAACUUGCAACAUGACAGUGCUGUCCAUGAUCCCUAAGCUGAGGGAGCUGCUUCUUUACCAUCUCAAUUCUGAAGAGCUCAUCCAGAAGCUGAAGUCAGGAACUGAAAACAAGGUUGUAGUAUGGAAUGAGCUGAAAGUUGUCAGUUUCACAAGAAUGGUGGUCUCUGUGUACAGUACUGUGUUGCUGACGGCCUUUCUGAGAGUGCAGCUGAACAUUCUGGGAGGUUACAUGUACCUGGAUACACUGGCUGGGAAGAAUGGCCUGACAUAUUACCAGGUACAUGCCACGCAGGAUGUACAGAAGGAAUAUCUUGCCAUGGUUCAAUACCUUCUUACAGAUGGUUUGACUGAGCUCAUAAAUCAUGUUCAAGAAGUUGUCCAGAAUGUUGUUGGAAGCAUAUCAUUACAGCAGCUUCUAAGCCUGUCAGACAUGGAGGAGAUCAUAGCAAAGGUCAGAGGUCAGGUAGAAACGACGCAGUAUGGAGGAGAAGUGGUAGUACCAGACUGUUCCAUUCACCCCCUGGGGAGGUAUCUCCUGAAGCCAGAGGGACUAGAUGGAGAGGAAUCUGCAUGUCGGCUCAGCGAUGACCAGCUUGUACUGAGCCAGAUGCAAAUAGAGACUAGGGAUUUAGUUGAAAGCCAUGAUUUUAGCUGUGUGAUGAAUUCUUGCCUUGAUAUCGGAUUUAGCCGUCUACUGGACAACAUGGCUGAGUUCUUUAGACCAGUCACAACUCGAAAUGGAGAAAGCCCAUGUGGACUCAAACUAGCCAUGGCCAAAGCCAUACCCAUUGUUAAUGGCCAGGUCAACGCACUUUGCUGUGAUACUCCAAACCAUUUUAUCCAGGAGCUGCUACUGAUGCAGUGCGUGAAGGACUUUGCUUCUAAUGUUUACGAGGGCUUCAGCCAGCCUCCGGCCCAUGAAGAAAGAAAUGGCGAUGUCAGGUCACCCAAUGAGAAUGGUAGUGCAGAAAGGAUUUAAGAGACAUUUGACACAUUAAUUGAAAUAAAUCAUUGAUGAUCCAACAUGUAUGCCAGCAUGUGGGACUGGCUAAAGACUGACAGAGAAGAGAGGUAAAGGUAACCAUUUCGGACAUAAAAGUGGCAGAGAAAAGUUGGGAAUAUAGCCAUUUUAGUGAAUACAACAGAGUGAUAUAAUGCACAUUUAUGAGCCAACGUGGACUUCAGCAUGUGGAACCAGACAAAGAGUGACCGAGAAGAGAAUGAAAUAUGCAACAAUUUUAUCGACUGUAAGAAAGUGAAAAA